Molecule: messenger RNA, 1352 nt
Organism: Cyprinodon variegatus (sheepshead minnow)
Lineage: Eukaryota; Metazoa; Chordata; Actinopteri; Cyprinodontiformes; Cyprinodontidae
Exons: 2
Coding region: 244-1161 (305 amino acids)
Source: RefSeq, a predicted model, not a curated record
CAAAGGACUCCUACCUGCCAGAUCUCUGGCUUCCUGAGAAAGCUGCCAGCAGCCCAACCUUCCGUUGGGACGAGGGGGGGGGGGUGUUUCCAGAGAAAGCCUCUCCUGAGAGGUGGAGCUUUCCCACCACAGCCCAGCUCCCAGCAGGUGUAUAAAGAGCAGGAGAGCAGCUCAGGAACAGCAGCCUUCAGACCUCCAGCAGACCUCAGCCAGCCGACCUCUGCCUGCAGACACGUAGACGACAUGCCUUCCAACACAGACAACGAUUGCAUCACUGACAUCACUGUUUAUAUAGAAGAGGGUGACCCAACUAAAGUAAAAAUGAAAGAACAGAAAUUAUCUAAAGAUGGCUUUAUCCAGAUCCCCGUCAAUCUGACCAAAAGAGCCGAUGGUUAUAAAAUGUACAUGUGGUACAAAAAGGGAAAUGAUAAACCAAUCACCAACAUCCAGUUCAGCUUCAGUGAUGAUAUGAAUAAAGGCCUGAAGGAAGCAGGGUACAAAAAAGUUGAGGCAAAUCUAAAUUACAAAACCGGUGGAGAUCCUCUCCAUCUCUGGUACAAACGUGGUCCUUCAAAGGGAGAAUCUCCCAUUACCGACCUCUUUGUCACCACAGAGCAACAAGCAGCUCCCCAGCUGUAUCAGCUGGGCUGGGAUAGGCUCGCCUGCAACAUGAAGAGGGGAACUUCAGCAAGUCGGAUCUUCCUGUGGGUGAAGAGAAGAGAACAAACCUACAUCUCUGAGAUUAGAGCUACAGCUGGCUUCCAAGAUGACGCUAACCAGUUUCAGGAUGGGUUCUUCAGAGUGGAUGAAAACACCAACGAGGGUGCUGGAGGAGACAAAGUAUUCCUCUGGUACAAACUGACCACUAAUCCUGACGAAGCUCUCGCAGAUCUAUCAGUCUCUGUGAGUGAAGCGGAGGGGAAGAACCUGACGGAGCAAGGUUUUCAAAAAGUUUCACAGGAUCUGAAUGCGGGGACCGGAGGAAGCCCGAUAAAUGUGUGGUACCAGAAGAAAAAUGGAUCCAAGCCCAUCAAGACCUUCACUCUGAUUGACGGGCCCCUUUACAAGCUGCCAUGUCAGAGGGCGGGGCUCCAGGUCAUUGACAAAAAUCUCAAUGAAGGCAAUACAGGAGCUUUUCAGUACCUGUGUUUCUAUCAGUGAGCGUCAGCACAGAAGCCAGCGGCCCUGAGGAGGAAAAGAAAUUGUUUCAUUGCUUUGGUGGUGGUUCUAUUGGUCGGGGAAAGAGUUUAAACUCAAAUCUCUCCUUUUAUUAUUGAUUCUGGAGUCAUUUAAACCAGAUUUUCUUUCUUUCCUGUAACCCUCAUGUUUUAAAGAAUAAUAAACAUCUAUCA